AUGGCGCCGCGCAACCGGCUAGACGCGCCAGCGGCGGCCCUCAACCCAGAGCGAUCCGAUGACGAGGUCUUCCUCGACCGAUUUGCAGAUAACCCUCUCGGCGGCACAAAGUUGUACGAAUUCUUUCUUUCUUGGCCCGCAAACGACUACUUCCCUUCUCGUCAAGAAGUGGAGCGAAUUGCCCAACACCAAGUUGACACCAUAUUCGGCGCCUUCGACAGAGUACGUUACAUCCUGGAACGCCACGAAGACACCAUUAGGAAGCGAUGGACCAAGAAGAGUACCAGCAAGAAAAGGAAGCUUCUGCUUGCGGCGCAGCCGAACAUGCCAAACGAACAUCGACCUGACAUGGACGCUGAUAACGCGGUGAUAUUCUCGUUUCCGCCAGGUCAGGGUGUGAUGGAUUUCGCGACAAGUAUGGCAAUUGCGAAGAAUAGCGAAGCUUGCAUGGUCCCAUUCCUGAACAUGGAGGACCUUCUCCAACCCGGAACCUUUCUGACUUUGUUGAGCUCGCGUGGCCAUAACCCCAUAGCGUCGUUCAGCCAAACGGAACUCCUCCAUGCCCCACUCGCCCGUUGGCUAGAGGAGACCCUUCAAUCCCACCUGCAAACAUACACAAUGCUCUUAGCAGGAAGAGAUACGCGAGAUACGUACGGCCGGCUGAAGUUUUGGAGAAGCAAGAGCGAAGCCCACCAAUCGAUCCACAAGGGUAGAAGCGUGUAUCCGGGUCAUGGCUUACAGAUCCUGGGCAUACAGAAGAUACUGUAUACAUUCCUCCAGCGAUGCUGCUUUCUUCUGGUAGGCGAUCUCUUGUCAAGUGAGAAAGCACGUCUGGACCAAUACCCUGUCAUACGCCGACCGACAUCUUUGUUCAAUGCCGCUACCGAUCACAAGAACCGAGCAGAAGUCUCGCUGAUGACUCCGUACGGAGUCCCUGCACAGUUGAGCUUCGGCCGUCUACGUUGUCUGAUCAGCUCAAAAGUCGGUGAACUAGAAGAUCACAUCUGGGCAUUACGCGAAGACCCUGGCUACUUCUCAGAGGUGUUCAACGACUACAAGUCACAUCGUACUGAGUACAUCGUUUCUAUGGACGGCAAUGUCAACGCUAUAAUGAAGGAGCAGCCCCAUGCGAUCUUUGCCCUCAUCCUUCGGGAACUCAUCACUGAUCCAUACUAUGAAUUAUCCUAUUGGCAUGAGUGUCUCCGUCUCCUUGACCGCCUGACCUCCACAGCCUUGCGUCAUGGCUUCCAGUUCGAUUCAAACAAAGAGCUACCAGAAGACUAUCGAAAAGACAUUCUGAGGCUGUGGUCGACUCUAAACGCAAUCCACAUGGAUGUCCAUGAGUGCUUCCGUCAGCGCGUUCCCGCCACACCAGGCAUGCGACCCUAUUUUGUCAAGGCAAAGGCAGACCCAAACAAUGGAGGCUGCGGUUUCAUAAUCGCGAGAUCAAAAGCAGCGGGAGAUCCAGUCACUCUCAGAUUUCUCAACGUUUUGACCCGUAUCACCAAUGCGCGCAACCCACCCAAAGAGGCUUUCGUGGCUGAACUGGACGACCUAGAGAGGCUGGUGAUCAAACAUCCUGCCGCCAAAGACCUUCUGUCGCCAUUUGUAUGGGCCGAUUUUUCUCAACUGUCAGUCUCGUCGGAAUGCAUCCAACAAAUCCGGUCUUACCAACCGUGGUCAACACAGAUCGAAUAUGAGAUGGAUUCUCGAAUGCAUGAGUUGAGCCUGGAAUUCCGUCACUUCACAGAAGUAUGGGGACCUGUAUCGGGUAUGCGACGUUUUGAUGAUGUCAAGUUGGCGCGUAUGGCAGAUCCCGCAGACGGGAAAUUCCAUUAUCCAAUCACGGAACGACGUAGUCGUACGAUAACGGACACCUUACGCCUGGCGGAAAAGAACCUGGAUGCUUUCUGGAAGACCGCCGACGCGUUCUGCAAGAGGCUGGCGGGAGCAAGCUUUCCGGACAUCUUGAAGCGUGAUAUCACCCGCGGUCGCUCUAUUCGUCGCACUGCAGCAUGGACUGAGCCGACCACCCAUCGUGACGAGAGACCUCAACCCCAGUCUAUAUACAAGGCUCUCCCAUCCGAGAGUCGUAGUGGUGACGAAGACAUCAGAUCAUUGGCGAAAAUCAAGAAGAAGAUCAAGACCCGUGGUACCUGCGGCCCCGCCAGUCUCGCUGAUAUACAAGAACCCGAAUCCUUUGAGCGCUUGGACUCUCCACCGCCACAAGUGACAGUUGACAAGCGCUCUCACUUGGUCUUUAAGACCCUGUUCUUCUCGCCUUCCGCACGAGACGUACCAGGUGAAGUAUCCUGGAAGGAUUUCGUUCACGCUAUGGUGCAGCGCGGCUUUGAAGCAGAGAAACUCCAUGGGUCUGCGUGGAGAUUCACACCGGCUUUGAACACAGAGCGUGCGAUCCAGUUCCAUGCUCCACACGGCGCGCUCAGCAAACUUCCUUUGACGUGGGCGAGGCGAUAUGGCAGACGACUGGAGAGAGAGUAUGGGUGGACGGGUGAGAUGUUUACUCUUGCCUAG
Alternaria triticimaculans is the source of this 2535-nucleotide messenger RNA. RefSeq lists its product as uncharacterized. The transcript has a single exon. Lineage: Eukaryota; Fungi; Ascomycota; Dothideomycetes; Pleosporales; Pleosporaceae. Bases 1 to 2535 code for a protein of 844 amino acids. The record is from RefSeq and is a predicted model, not a curated record.